Molecule: messenger RNA, 183 nt
Organism: Diversispora eburnea
Lineage: Eukaryota; Fungi; Glomeromycota; Glomeromycetes; Diversisporales; Diversisporaceae
Source: the annotation of a GenBank genome assembly
AUGGGAAAACUUGUCAUGGAAUUAGGGAUGAGGCGGUCCUCUGGUCCGGACUUGAGGACCUGGUCUUUAGGCCCUGAACCAACCAGAAAUUCAAGAACGGUCGGUACCAGAAUCGGUGAGCUUGAAUGGAAAUAUUUAAAAAAAAAUCCUUCAUUUGUUGGAAUUGGAACCAGUGAAAUUUGA